GAGAGUUAUUUGCUUUCUUUCUUUAGCGCCCAUCUCGUCAACCGCCGACUCGUCCACAUCCUUUCCCCCGCCAAUUGCCGACUCCUUAAACACAUUUUUUUAAUUUAUUGUAUUCAAAAUCCGAAACAAAUCAAAUCCGAAACCCUAAAACCAUUUUCCCCCACCAUCGCCAUCGCCAUGGCCAUGGCCAGGGAUGCGCCCUCGCCUCCUCAUCCCUUCGAGAUCCACAUGGUGGCCUCCGCCGCCUCGCCGGAGUUCGCCCUCCUCCGCCGCACCCUCCGCCGCUCCCGCGCCGUCGCCCUCGACGCCGAGUGGAAGCCCCGCCGCUCCCGCCCCUCCUCCUCCUCCUCCGCGGAUCCCUCGCCCUCGUCCUCCUCCUCGUUGUUCCCUCCCGUCACCCUGCUCCAGAUCGCGUGCCGCGCCGUCGCCGGAGAAGGUGGAGGAGGGGGAUCGUCGUCGCCGGUGUUCAUCGUGGACCUGCUCGCGGUGGCGGCGGAGGCGCUGUGGGAACCCCUGAGGGAGCUGUUCGAGUCGCCGGAGGUGCUCAAGCUAGGGUUCCGGUUCAAGCAGGACCUCGUCUACCUCUCCUCCACCUUCUCCUCCCAUGGUUGCGAUCCUGGAUUUGAUAGGGUGGAGCCCUUCCUGGAUGUUACCACCAUUUACCAUCAUCUAAAUAGUCAAAAUAUGGGAAGAAAGCUUCCAAAGGAGACUAAAAGCUUGGCAACUGUUUGUGCGGAACUGUUGGGCAUUUCUCUAUCUAAGGAACUCCAAUGUAGUGACUGGUCAUGCCGGCCUUUAAGCGAAGAGCAGAUACUCUAUGCUGCAGCUGAUGCAUAUUACUUGCUCGAAAUAUUUUCUCUCUUUGAACAAAAAGUGUUCACUGACGGUAAAUAUCUAGCCAGCCCUAGAGGAAAUGCAUCCACUUUAGCUGCUAAACUCGAUAAAACCAUCGAGGAAUCAAAAUUAUCAAAUAUUUUUGAAAAUGGUAUAGACACCAUAGAUUCUUUUGAAUCUGAUGGGAAUCUUUCAAUCCAUUCUAUGACACUGCCCACCUCAUACGCUUUUGACGGAGAUUGCAUUACACACGUUAUCAGGAAGUAUGGUGAGAUGAUUGUAUUGAAAGAUUCAGAUAAGAAACCUAGACCCUCAAGACGAAGAGGAAAAGAGCAGUUGCACACAAAUAUAAAAUCCAAAGAGCAACUACUCGACAACAGUGACUGGCAGGGCCCUCCACCAUGGGAUCCUUUUGUUGGUGGGGACGGAUGCCCAAAGUUUUUGUGUGAUGUAAUGGUGGAAGGUCUAGCCAAGCAUUUGCGAUGUGUCGGAAUUGAUGCUGCUAUUCCAUCUUCGAAAAAACCUGAACCAAGGCAGUUACUUAAUCAAGCAUACAAGGAGAAAAGGGUACUCCUAACACGAGAUGUCAAGCUCUUGAAAUAUCAGUAUUUGAUAGGGAAUCAAGUAUAUAAAAUAAAGAGUCUUCUCAAGAAUGACCAGCUAGUUGAGGUGAUUGAGACCUUCCAGUUGAAGAUCUCAGAAGACCAACUCAUGUCGAGAUGUACGAAAUGCAAUGGGAACUUCAUUCAGAAGCCCUUGACUAUCGAGGAAGCUAUUGAAGCUUCGAAAGGGUUCCAAGUCAUCCCUCCAUGUCUCUUUAACCGAAAUUUGGAGUUCUGGAAAUGUACCGAUUGCAGCCAACUUUACUGGGAGGGAACCCAGUACCAUAACGCGGUUCAGAAAUUUAUAUCAGUGUGCAAGCUUAACGACUGAACCACUUCAAACAACUAAGUUGAUCCAAAUUCAUAGAUGUUAAUGGCUUUGCACAUGGACCUUGUGAUUCAUUUGACCGCAUAAUCUGGUGCGGGACUCGUAGACCACCUCUCAGAUGGUUCCCUAUUUAAGAGCAAAGCCACAAAAGGAAUGUUUUGAGUGGUUAAAGCUUUGUAUUUCCUUUAAGAAAAGGUCUCUUGUUGUAUCCAUCUUUUGAGCUUUUGAUGUACAAUUUUACAUUACAUUUUUUGUUAUUGUUGUCGUAAAUUAAAUGUAGAAAAGAGAGUUUUAAUCCGUAUACUGUGUUUCUUUUUAUAA
Molecule: messenger RNA, 2085 nt
Organism: Ananas comosus (pineapple)
Lineage: Eukaryota; Viridiplantae; Streptophyta; Magnoliopsida; Poales; Bromeliaceae
Exons: 8
Coding region: 178-1767 (529 amino acids)
Biological process (GO): nucleobase-containing compound metabolic process
Molecular function (GO): nucleic acid binding; 3'-5' exonuclease activity
Source: RefSeq, a predicted model, not a curated record